Labrus bergylta (ballan wrasse) is the source of this 2151-nucleotide messenger RNA. It is a transcript of the gene etv7, whose product is annotated as ETS variant transcription factor 7. The record is from RefSeq and is a predicted model, not a curated record. Gene Ontology annotation, cellular component: nucleus. NCBI's taxonomy places the organism in Eukaryota, Metazoa, Chordata, Actinopteri, Labriformes, Labridae. Gene Ontology annotation, biological process: cell differentiation; regulation of transcription by RNA polymerase II. Gene Ontology annotation, molecular function: DNA-binding transcription factor activity, RNA polymerase II-specific; sequence-specific DNA binding.
UUUGAAUAACUAGCUUCCGAAUGCUUUCUGCAUUGAAUUGUUUAUAUUGCGAAUGUGUGGAAAAAAAAUCACAACAGUUUUCCCGUAGGCUAUGUUUGAUCAUUUAUGCAACGCGCCUAUUAACAUGCCGCUGGACUGCGCUCUUGUGCAGGGAGACUUUUAUUUUUAAGGUUGCUUCCUCCAAUCAGCCUGUUUCGCCCACACCUCCUGCAAGGAUUAUAUUUCUUUCGUUUUCAUUUCCCGGAAAGGUCGAAUGUGAAAGUAGUGAACUUAUAUUUCUUCGAAGGUUAUACUUAAAGUUCUGUAGCUUAUUUAAAUGGAGUUCGCAGAGGUUUGACCUGCAGUUUAUUUCAUUUAUUGGCCAUCGGAUUACAAGGAAAUCAUCCAGGUUACUCAUGUGAUUAAACAAGUAAAGAACGUCCCCAUGGAAAAUACUUCCUCGUCACUUGUGGUUAAGCAAGAAAUCAGAGCAAACAGUCCCGCAACUAAAAUGCAUGUAGAGCAAGUCAACAUGUCUCCCAGUGUGCUUCGUUCUUCCCCAAACCAGCUUCCUCUUGUCAGUCCUCCCACCCAGGAGGACCUGUGGCAUCUACCUGGACAGCUACGAAUAAACCCAUCUUUGUGGGAUAAGGAGGAUGUUGCACACUGGCUCCACUGGGCUCAGAAGGAAUACUCACUGCGAAGGCCUGAAAAAGGACGUUUCGAGAUGAAUGGUCGAGCUCUAUGCCUUCUCACCAAAGAAGACUUCAGACGACGCUGUCCCAGCUCAGGUGAUGUUCUAUAUGAAAUCCUCCAGUGCGUAAAACAGCAAAGGAGGAAUGUUGUCUUUGAACCCCUGACCACAUCUCCCUCCCUGUCAACUGGACACAUCCAGGUCCAGUGCCCGGUCAGAAAUCCCAUACCCAGUCAAACUGUAAAAGAGCUGCAGCCUCACACAGUCUGUGACAUCCCAGUUUCCCUUGCCUUCACAACUGCAGUGUCGGCGGCUGUUGUAACCAGUGUGACCCACACGCCAGAGCCCGUGUCCCCUCCCAGAGAUCGCCCCUUGAUUAUCUACCCUUCUCCACUCACAGAAAUGAGUGGAUCAACUGCUGUCUUUGCGUUGGCCCACAACCAAGUUCAGUGUCCUAAACAAGCAGAGAGCAUCAUAAAUGAGCCUCUCAACCUGUCCAGCCGAGAGAAAACUAAGAGUUCACUGCACAAAGCCAAUGGCCGCAUCCCAGAGUGCAGACUGCUUUGGGACUAUGUGUAUCAGCUGCUGUGUGACGACCGGUACCAGGAAUACAUCCGAUGGGAAGACCGGGACAGCCAUGUGUUCAGGGUGGUUGACCCUAACGGACUGGCACGUCUCUGGGGAAACCACAAGAACAGAGACAAUAUGACAUAUGAGAAAAUGUCCCGUGCGCUCCGUCACUACUACAAGCUGAACAUCAUUAAAAAGGAGCGAGGACAGAAACUCCUCUUCAGGUUUCUGAAACUCCCACUGGACUUGAAGAAACCACAGGUGGACCAUGCAGAAUUCCCAGAAUGCACUUCACCUCAUGACAAAUUAUUUCCCGACAGCAGUCCUACAUACAAGACUAGCGAGGACUAUUUUGAGGUUUCUCCUGAUCGUGCUUCUCCACAGCCUCCUCCAUAGAAUAAACUGCACUAGAUGUCCUUAAAAGCCGUCCAACAAGACAAAUGAUAACAUAAUUAGGCAAAGAUUGUUUGCAGUUUGACCGUAAUUUUGGGAAUCAGUUUGCUGUGAAUUUAAGUGUGGAUUACUGCGUAGUACUGCGAAGUGUAUUACUGAUCAUAACGAACACUAAUUUAAUGGGAAAACCAAAUAAUCAUCAGAACUUACAUAUCUCUGGCUUGCUAACAUCAUUCAAAUGCAAUAGAUGCACUUAUUGACAUAUAAACAGGACUUUAUAAGAAGCCCUGCACAUGUGUUGGGGAUUACUGUGACAUUGUUUCAGUUGGUUUUGUGAUUUCUCAUGUUUUCACAAAAGUAUAUUGAUGCAGGCUUAUUGCCAGUUUGUACACAUCGUACACUAUAUGUCAAAAUUGCUUUUAAAAAUAACUUCAAGGUGAGGUAUUCUGUAAAGUUCUGUGUUGAUUGUCAAUGUUUUUUUUUGCUUUGUCAAAUAAACAUAUAUUUUUACGUCA